Fusarium verticillioides 7600 is the source of this 1164-nucleotide messenger RNA. RefSeq lists its product as hypothetical. The coding region runs from base 1 to 1164 and encodes 387 amino acids. The transcript is spliced from 2 exons. Lineage: Eukaryota; Fungi; Ascomycota; Sordariomycetes; Hypocreales; Nectriaceae. The record is from RefSeq and is a predicted model, not a curated record.
AUGCCUCCUCUCAAAUCGCUGCCUGACUGCGAAGGCCCAAAGCUGGAGCCCUUUGAGCACGACUUUGAAGGGGAUGACGUGGAGUUUCUCAAGAUCCUCGAACCCGACUGUGCUGCACACAGUAAGAUUAUCAAGACGCGAAUUGGAGACAAGAUCUAUUCUAUCAAGUUCUUCGUGUGGGGGGAAUCUUUCGCCCAACCUCCUUACACUUCGGUAUAUGACUACAACAAAAGGCCCUAUGAAUGCUGCAAAGGGUUUAUGUAUCAUUUCACGCCUUUCGAAAACGAAUGCCGGGCUUUCGGCAGGCUGAAAGACGUUGGUCGGGAGGACCUUGCGGUCAAAGUUCAUGGAUAUGUCGCUCUCAACUGUACCGACGUCAUCGUUAACAAGCUACAGGCUGCAAGGUCUAAGAUGAUGGAUCCCUAUGCAAAGCUGGAAUGGUUCCUCGCAAUAGACAAUGGCGUCAGCAUGGGAAUAGUCAAAGACUGGGUAGACGAGGUGGAAUACGAUGACGAGGAUACCUAUGAUCUUUAUCAACAGGUGGCUCAGGUGUCCCAUUUCUCUCGUAUGCUUGAGAGACUCCAUGAGCUCCACAAGCACGGGAUAGUUGUAAGGGACCUAUCUGAUCGGCAGUACGUCAACGGCACGCUCAUCGACUUGAGCAUGGCAUCCACGGUCCCUCACCCAUUUGGCCCAGACCCAUCGGGCUUGGGAGAGCUCUGGCAGCCCCGCUGGACGUUCCAGAGCUUGGCUGCUUGGGAUCUAUAUUGCUUCCAGGAAUAUGUCAUCGAGGCUUGGAAAGAGGGCCUGGCCCAGCUCCUCAAGGCUAGGCCCGGAACUAAAGGCUUGAGAAAGACUUGCUGGAUCCAAGCCUACCGUCUCCCCAAAUACACAAAGGAACUCCGGCCCCGCGGUAGGUGGCGUCAGGACGAGGAGCAGCAGCCAUAUCUACCUAUGCUGAACUAUCGAUACCUAAAGUUUGAUAUGAUACAAGCACCUCGACAUGACCCGCUUGACUUUGCCAAACAUACUCCGGUCGUCGAUACUGCCCAGAAGCGGGUGACAUAUGGAGCAAAAGGCCGAGGUGUCAAGAAAAGCGUGGCAAAGAGGAAGCAGGUGAAGGGCAAGAUGGUCAACAAGCCAAAAGCUCCAAGCUCCAGAUAA